Nerophis ophidion (straightnose pipefish) is the source of this 1345-nucleotide messenger RNA. It is a transcript of the gene fgf8a, whose product is annotated as fibroblast growth factor 8a. The coding region runs from base 1 to 624 and encodes 207 amino acids. Gene Ontology annotation, molecular function: growth factor activity; type 2 fibroblast growth factor receptor binding; type 1 fibroblast growth factor receptor binding. Lineage: Eukaryota; Metazoa; Chordata; Actinopteri; Syngnathiformes; Syngnathidae. The transcript is spliced from 5 exons. The record is from RefSeq and is a predicted model, not a curated record. Gene Ontology annotation, cellular component: cytoplasm. Gene Ontology annotation, biological process: limb morphogenesis; positive regulation of cell population proliferation; regulation of cell migration.
AUGACUUGUAGUUCUUGUUCUUGGCUUCUGCACUUGUUGGCCUUCUGCUACUACGCUCAGGUAACCAAUCAGUCCCCGCCUAAUUUCACGCAGCACGUAAGCGAGCAGAGCAAAGUGACCGACCAGCUGAGCCGCAAGUUGAUCCGGAUCUACCAACUCUACUCCAGAACCAGCGGCAAACACGUGCAAGUUCUGCCCAACAACAAGAUCAACGCCAUGGCCGACGAUGGAGACCUGCACGCCAAACUCAUUGUGGAAACCGACACGUUUGGAAGCCGAGUGCGAAUCAAAGGUGCUGAAACUGGUCUUUACAUCUGCAUGAACAAGAGAGGGAAGCUUGUUGGCAAGAAGAACGGACACGGCCGUGACUGCAUUUUUACGGAGAUCGUGUUGGAGAACAAUUACACGGCGCUGAGGAACGCUCGCUACGAGGGUUGGUACAUGGCCUUCACGCGUCGAGGACGUCCACGAAAAGGCUCCAGGACACGCCAGCACCAACGUGAGGUCCAUUUUAUGAAGAGGCUGCCGAGGGGUCAGCAGCCGGCACAUCCGAGUCACCAGCGAGCGUUUGACUUCAUCCACUACCCUUUCAACCAAAGGACCAAACGUACGCAGUACUCCUAAUACUCGCUGAGGAUGGACAAGAGGACAAAGGGACUCCUCAAUGCUGUCAUGAGCAAGUGCUAGUACUGUAUAUCUAAAUUUGUAGUUGCUGUUUUACUCGUUUCUCAGUGAAAAAGUGUAAAUAGACAAAAAUGAACACAUCUAUUUUUAUACUGCAGAACUUUUGUAAGAAGGCAAAGUUUUAUUUUAGAUGCACAUACAUUUUUUUCUGCUUUGACCUAUGGGGUCUUUUUUGGACUUUGAAGGCCCCUGAAGGACCAUAAAGGACCCUAGGGACCACAAAGAACCCUGAAGGACUGUAAAGGACCUUGAAGAACUGCACUGUCAGGAUUCCUUUCUUAUUUUCUUUAUUCAACAUGCCUGUGUGAGGACUCAGAAGAUUUAAGCAACUUUCUAACUUACAUAUCCUGAUGUGAUAAUGAUUAUGGAUUCAUACUUUACACAGGGCUAUCCAAACUGCCAUUUUCAUAAAGCAGUUAGUUUUGAUUGGCGUUCAGCAUAUAGUAAAAAUAAAAUUGAUUUUUAAAGAGAUAUACAAUUAGAUAUGACACUAAUUAGCUUUGUUAGCUACAACACAGAGCUCAGAUGUUUUGUUAGAUUGUUUAGCUUUUAUUGAUCUACAUUGGAUUGAUUUUAGCAUAUUAAAUGACUCAAAUGUAUCAAACUUGACUGUCAAACGUUUGAACACAGGGAAAAAAAUUACAUGGCAGCUACAUUAAAU